AUGUCCAGUUCCGAUUUGUCUACACGGUCCCCACCAAGCUCUCAAGGAGACCUCUUUCUCACCAUUUAUGUAUGUGGAGAAAACCCGGAAGAUCUCCGGAACUUUAUUCCUAUCCACAUCUUUACUAAAUCCAUUACUGAACUCGAAGAUAGCGUCGAUUUGUCAACAAUAAACUACCGGUCAUAUUUGUCGGCGAUCGAAAAAUAUUGGGUAUUGAGAACUCGACCAUGCACUAUAUGGAUGGCUGCGGGUUUAUUCAUGCUAUCUCUGGAAAGUGUAACAUGUUGUACUUCGGUUUUGCAAGCAUCUGAAGAGUCAAUUCGAAACGCUUCACAAUUCGCACAGGAUUGGGAGAAUUCCGUUGCCAGAAAGCUUCCACAAGCCCUGUCGAUACGUUCGGAAGCCGCCGUUCGCAUAGCGAAUGUCGCAAAAACGUAUUCUGAUAAUGACAAGGCCGUCGUCUUCAAUGAAACAUUUCGUGCAAAAGUCGCUACCGGUGCAAAAAAGAAGGUCUCACUCAACGACAUCCUCUCCAAAUUCAAAAACUGGGGGAAUAUUAGUCAGGUUUGCAACGAAAACUGUCAAUGCGACACCUCUGAUGAUAGUAUCAAUGUGAUUGAAGACAAUAUAAGUUCGUCUACUCGACAGCAAGCACCGCCACCGAUUGAUCAUCAGCGACUUCUCAAAUCUUUCAACCUUCACAUCCUCUCCGAAUCGUUUCUAUCUUCCCACCUAAUACCUUAG
This is a messenger RNA of Caenorhabditis remanei, 744 nucleotides long. RefSeq lists its product as uncharacterized. The transcript is spliced from 5 exons. The coding region runs from base 1 to 744 and encodes 247 amino acids. The record is from RefSeq and is a predicted model, not a curated record. NCBI's taxonomy places the organism in Eukaryota, Metazoa, Nematoda, Chromadorea, Rhabditida, Rhabditidae.